AUGCUGCCAGAACACGUGGCGGCGCAGAAUCUUCUCGAGCUGCACCAGCUGUGGGCGAGCGGGCAGGCCGCGGCGCCCGCGCCGCGGCCGCGGGAGGCAGCCAGCUUGGAGGGCCCGGUGGACGUCAGCCUGGAGGAGCUCGCCCGGCUCCGAGGAGCGGACGGCGGCCGUGUCGCGCUCGGCUUCGGCGGCAGGGUCUUCGACGUCUCCACGGCGCGCGAGCUGUUCGGGCCCUGCGGUCGGUACGCCGCACUCGCAGGCAGAGACGUCACGCGCUGCCUGGGGGAGAUGUGUCUGGACGCCGAGUGGCUGGGCGACGUCGGCAGCGAGGAGGAGAGGCAGCUGGCGGAGUGGAACGGGCUUCUGAUGGCGAGGUACCCUGUGACGGGCAGCCUCGGAAUCCAGUGCAAGCGUACGGCAUCCCUAGCGAGCGACGCCCCACUAGAGCAGGGCAUCCCUGCGCGAGUGGUGACGCCGCCUUUUGCAACAUCUGCAGAAGAAGACGCGCGACCUGUUCUGCUCAGUGCGGCCUCGGCGAGCCAGACGAAGAAGCACGCAGCGACGCAGGCGGAUUCCGGCUUCAUGGCCGGCAAGAGCUUGAUCUCCGUCGUGGAGAAGCAGAGGCGGCAGAAGGCAUUGAGAGGAGGGCUCAGUGACUCCCUGAUGGCCAGGAUGUGCCCGCUUCACGCAGACGAUGCCACCAAGAAGCUCGUCGCCGUGAAAGCGGCCAUCUCGUGCAUCAGUGGCGCGGUGAGCCUGCAUCGGCAGCUGAACGCUUUGCCGUGA
This is a messenger RNA of Prorocentrum cordatum, 786 nucleotides long. The record is from the annotation of a GenBank genome assembly. NCBI's taxonomy places the organism in Eukaryota, Dinophyceae, Prorocentrales, Prorocentraceae.